AUGUCUUCUCUGAGAGUCCGGACAACCGGCAAACCUCAACUAAAGCUCGCCGAGUUGAUUGAGGAAACCUCUCCCCCUGAGGAAAGAGCCGUCUGCGUGCUUUGUUACGACUCAACAACUCCACAGGAUCCCGCGAUGUACAUGUCCUGUACCAAACCACACUGUUUACAUGUUUCCUGUGCGAGCAACGCCGUUGACGACCAGACUCGCUGUCCUUCCUCCCCCGAGCAAAUUAUUGACCUCAACCAAACGGAAGCGGCGCCGGGCGAAGCAACUACGAAGAGCAAGACUAAGAACAAGAAGCAGAAGCGAAAGCAAAAGAAAAAGCACUAG
Molecule: messenger RNA, 333 nt
Organism: Capronia coronata CBS 617.96
Lineage: Eukaryota; Fungi; Ascomycota; Eurotiomycetes; Chaetothyriales; Herpotrichiellaceae
Exons: 1
Coding region: 1-333 (110 amino acids)
Source: RefSeq, a predicted model, not a curated record